UACCGGGGGCGGCCCGGCAGGCGGGCGAGCGCUCCUCCUCCGCUGGCUCGUGCUCGCACCGUCUCGCCGCCCGCGGAGAAAGUCCGGGCCGCCGCAGCCGCGUUCCCCGCCGCCUCGCCCCCGCCCUCGUCCCGGCUCGGCUGCCCGCCGGCUCUCCGGUCGUGAGUAAACCCGCCUAGGGCGCCCAGAGUCCCCGCGGCGGCGGCGGCGGCGGCGGCGGCUGCGGCGGCGGCUGGCCACACCAUGUUCAGGAGGAUCUUGCAGAGGACUCCUGGGAGAGCCGGCUCUCAAGGAUCUGAUUUAGAUUCGUCAGCAGCUCCUAUAAAUACGGUGGAUGUCAACAAUGAAAGUUCCUCAGAGGGUUUCAUAUGUCCCCAGUGUAUGAAAUCUCUUGGCUCUGCUGAUGAACUUUUCAAACACUAUCAGGCAGUUCAUGAUGCUGGUAAUGACUCAGGUCAUGGUGGAGAGGCCAAUCUUGCUUUGACACGAGAUGACAUAACACUACUCAGACAAGAGGUCCAAGACCUACAGGCUUCACUUAAGGAAGAAAAAUGGUACUCAGAAGAAUUAAAGAAAGAAUUAGAAAAGUAUCAAGGGCUACAGCAGCAAGAAGCUAAACCUGAUGGAUUGGUGCCUGAUUCAUCAGCAGAGCUCCAGUCUUUAGAACAACAAUUAGAGGAAGCCCAGACGGAAAAUUUUAAUAUUAAGCAGAUGAAAGAUCUAUUUGAACAGAAAGCAGCCCAACUUGCUACUGAAAUUGCAGAUAUGAAGUCAAAACAUGACGAGGAGAAGGGUCUCCGAGAAGCAGCUGAGCAAAAAGUGACACAGUUGACGGAAGAGUUAGACAGGCAGACCAGGGUGACUCAGGAUCUGAAAACUGAGCUGCUCCAGAGACCUGGUAUAGAAGAUGUUGCUGUACUAAAGAAAGAACUGGUCCAAGUUCAAACACUAAUGGAUAAUAUGACUUUGGAACGUGAGAGAGAAUCCGAAAAACUCAAGGAUGAAUGCAAAAAGUUACAAUCAGAACAUGCUAAUUCAGAGGCUACAAUAAGCCAACUAAGGAGUGAACUUGCCAAAGGCCCCCAAGAAGUUGCAGUAUAUGUUCAGGAAAUACAAAAACUUAAAGAUUCAAUUAAUGAAUUAACACAAAAAAACAAGAACUUGACCGAGAAGUUGCUGAAGAAGGAACUGGACUACAGGCACCUGGAGGAGAAGCAGGGCGAGGAGUCGGUGAGCAGGAAGAACACUCAGGCAGCCCUGCAGCAAAGGGACCUGGACUGUCAGCAGCUCCAGGCCAGGCUGGCUGCCUCCGAAGGCUCCCUGCAGAGGCUCCAGGCAGAGCUCCGUGAGAAGGGAGAGGCUGCUCAGAAGCUCAAGGAUGAGCUGCGGGAAGAGGAGAGCAGGCACCAGCACCUUAAGGCCCAGUGUAAGCAGCUGCAGCAGCAGCGGGAAGAGAAGGAGCAGCAGGGGCUGCAGCUGCAGGGGGAAGUCGGUCAGUUACACAGCAAACUCCUGGAGACGGAGCGGCAGCUGGGGGAAGCUCAGGGCAGGCUGAAGGAGCAGAGGCAGCUCUCCAGUGAAAAGCUCAUGGAUAAGGAGCAGCAAGUGGCCGAGCUCCAGCUCCAGCUCUCCCGUCUGGAAGAGCAGUUGAAGGAAAAGGUAACAAAUUCCACUGAAUUGCAACAUCAAUUAGAAAAAUCCAAACAGCAGCAUCAAGAACAGCAAGCUCUCCAGCAGAGCACCACGGCCAGGCUCCGAGAAGCCCAGAACGAUUUGGAGCAAGUGUUACGUCAGAUUGGUGAUAAGGACCAAAAGAUCCAGAACCUGGAAGCUUUACUGCAGAAGAGUAAAGAAAACACUUCCUUACUCGAAAAGGAAAGAGAGGAUCUGUACGCCAAAAUCCAAGCUGGCGAAGGAGAGACGGCUGUACUUAACCAGCUGCAAGAGAAAAACCAUACACUACAGCAACAACUGACUCAACUAGCAGAGAAGCUGAAGAAUCAGUCAGAAAGCCAUAAGCAAGCUGAGGAGAACCUGCAUGACCAGGUACAGGAGCAGAAGGCACAUCUCCGAGCUGCACAAGACCGCGUGCUUUCCCUGGAAACCAGUAUCAAUGAACUGAGCAGCCAGCUGAAUGAGAGCAAGGAGAAGGUCUCUCAGCUCGACGUACAGAUUAAAGCCAAAACUGAAUUAUUACUAUCAGCAGAAGCAGCAAAAACUACUCAAAGAGCUGAUCUUCAGAAUCAUUUGGACACGGCUCAAAAUGCAUUACAAGAUAAACAGCAGGAGUUGAAUAAGGUCACUGCGCAGCUGGAUCAGGUCAUGGCGAAGUUCCAGGAGAAGCAGGAACAUUGCAGUCAGCUAGAGAACCAUCUCAAGGAAUUCAAAGAGAAGAAUCUCUCUUUAGAACAAAAGGCUGAAGACUUAGAAGGCCAAGUUAGGAAACUAGAAGCUGAUGCUCUUGAAGUCAAAGCAAGUAAGGAGCAGGCCUUGCAGAGUCUGCAGCAGCAGCGGCAGCUGAACACAGAGCUCGAGCUCAGAACCACAGAGCUGAGUAAACAGCUUGAGGAGGAGAAGGAAAUAUUAUCCAGUACAAAAUUGGAUCUGCAGAAUAAAUCUGAAGCCCUUGAAAAUAUUACACAAACUCUUACCAAGAAAGAGGAAGAAAAAGUUAUCUUGAAACAAGAAUUUGAAAAGUUAAGUCAAGAUGCAGAGAGGCAGCGCAAGGAGCUGGGUGACCGAGUCCAGGCGGCGGGCAUGGACUUGAGAGCAGUGGAGGAGCAGAAAGCCGCUCUGACGGCCGAGCUGUCCUCAACAAAGCAACGGUUGUCCCAAGUUUCCGAGUCUUUGAAGAACUCCAAAAGCGAAUUCGAGAAAGAGAAUCAGAAAGGAAAAGCUGCUUUAUUAGAUCUGGAAAAAGUUUGUAAAGACUUAAAGCAUCAGCUGCAAGUGCAGACGGAAAGUUCACUCAAGGAGCAGAAUGAACUGAAAAAGUCACUUGAAAAAGAGAAAGAGACUUCUCAACAGUUGGAGGUAGAGCUGGGCUCCCUCAGGGGAGAGGUGGCACGGGCUCGAAGUGCGUUAGAACAGAAGGAGAAGGAGCAGCAGCAGCUUCUGGGGAACAUAGAGCAGCUAACGCAGGCCACCGGACAGAAGAGCAGGCAGAUUGACGCGCUUCAAGGAGAAGUAAAAAACGCUGUUUCUCAAAAGACAGAGCUGGAGAAUGCGCUGCAGCGACUCUCAUCUCAGGCGGCCCAGGAGCGUGCGGCAGAGAAAGAAAAGCUGGCCGCCUUAGAAAGCAGCUACGCCAAGUGCCAGGCCAGCCUGAACCAGCUUCAGUCUGAUCUCUACGGCAAAGAGUCGGAGCUUCUGGCCACAAGGCAAGACCUGAAGUCUAUAGAAGAGAAGCUCUCUCUGGCACAAGAAGACUUGAUUUCAAACAGGAAUCAAAUUGGAAACCAAAAUAAGUCCAUUCAAGAACUGCAGGCUGCCAAGGCUGCUCUGGAGCAGGACUCCGCAAAGCGAGAGCAGCUGCUGAAGGAGCGGAGUAAAGCCCUACAGGACGCCCAGAGAGAAAAGUCAGCGAAGGAAAAAGAACUGGUAAAUGAAAGGUCUAAAUUGGCAGAGCUGGAGGAAAUUCAGUGUAGACAAGAGAAGGAAAUCACAAAGCUCAGCGAAGAACUCAAGUCCCACAGAGAAGAAAGCAUGAAGGAAGUAGCAAAUCUCAAGGAUGCCAAACAACUUUUGAUUCAGCAGAAACUAGAACUUCAAGGCAAAGCAGACUCGCUGAAGGCAGCCCUUGAGCAGGAGAAGGAAAGUCAGCGGCUGCUGCGGGAGCGGGCGGCAAAGGAGGAGGAGAAGCGCAGGGCCGAGUUCUCUGAGAAGGAAGCCAAGCUGCAUUCGGAGAUAAGAGAAAAGGAGGCGGGGGUGAAGAGACACGAAGAGAACGAAUCGAAGCUCACCAUGCAGGUCACAACACUGAACGAGAACUUGGGCACUGUGAAGAAGGAGUGGCAGUCUAGUCAGCGGAGAGUGAGCGAGCUGGAGAAGCAGACGGAUGACCUGCGUGGGGAGAUUGCCGUCUUCGAAGCAACGGUUCAGAACAACCAGGACGAGAGGAGAGCAUUGCUGGAAAGAUGUCUUAAAGGAGAAGGUGAAAUAGAAAAGCUUCAGACCAAAGUUCUAGAGUUGCAAAGGAAGCUGGAUAACACGACCGCGGCUGUGCAGGAGCUGGGCAGAGAAAACCAGUCCCUCCAGAUCAAGCACACGCAGGCGUUGAACAGAAAGUGGGCGGAGGACAACGAGGUGCAGAACUGUAUGGCCUGUGGGAAAGGCUUCUCGGUCACAGUGAGACGGCAUCACUGCCGACAGUGUGGCAAUAUCUUCUGCGCUGAGUGUUCAGCCAAAAACGCCUUAACUCCUUCUUCGAAGAAGCCUGUUCGUGUCUGUGACGCAUGUUUCAAUGAUUUGCAAGGAUAGUGGGUUAUCCUAACUACAGAGUAGUGUCACACUAACAUUAGACUGCUAAUAAAUUGGAUUCGGUCUCUGGUUGCACACUAGCCAAAUUGGAAUACAUAUAUUUUGGAAUGUUACCGGUAUCAAGUAAAACUUCUAUUUUUGUGAGAUUGGGUUCAGUUUUGAUGAUGUUUGUCCACAUGCUUACUCCCUAAACAGCUUUCAUGCCAAGGUCAGAAUUAGCCAAUGAAAUGUAAAUAAUCUUUGGAUGGAAAAUAGCAAUGUAUUUUUUUAAUAUAAUUUAAUUAUUCACAAAUGAUGAAUAUACUUCCUUAGUUUCUUCCUCUCAAAUUAUAUGUACAAAACGUAUGGCUGGCUGUUAUCGUUUGCUGUGGUUUCUGUUGCACAAUAACAGUGGUUAUAUUAUGCAUCCUCCUGGUGGAGUUAUGCACAGGAGUGUCACACCCGUCUGUGUCCUGUAGAGGUCUGUAGCUCAGUUAUGGUGUGAUGUCAGACACUGAUCACUUGAGUGUUCUGAAUGAAGUUGAUGCUAAAAUGAUGUGCUAACCAUGAAUUCAAGCAUGGUUUUUGUUUUGGCAGUAUUGAUUAAAUUCUCAAGUGGAUUUGAUGGACUCCUAUGUAAAAUUAAAUGGUUCAUUUUAUGGUACUUCUGGGAUUGUAUUUCCAAAACUAGAGUUAAUUUAUAUUUCUCUUAUUUUAGACCCCCGUGCACUGUCCCCUAAGCUAUCGUAUAAAACUUCCCACUCUGAGCUGGAGGGUGAGGACUAGAACUGUGUGGUGGCCUGGUCUUGUCUUCUGACAUGAGCUCACACCACAGCCUCACUCUGGCCGUCCAGCGUCUUCAGGUUUCUAAAUGAACCUCUGUUCCAGUUAGUGUAGCUCAGCUUCACUGUAAGUGUGCCUACACUUCCUCUUUUCCUGUCUGUGAAGACAGUAUGAAGAGGCAGAAAUAUUAAAAUUCCACGUCUACUUUCUCUAACCUAAUAGGAAAGAACACUUGGAAAGGUGGAAAGUCGACUUCAUGUUUCUGAUGAGGGCUCCCUCCAUGUUAACUGGGAAAUCUUUUAACUUUGCAGGACUAGUGCUAUGGAAUUACAGUGCAGCUAAGAAUGGAGUGUGUGCAGCCGUGCACAGAUGUGCUCCAGAACUCUGAAAUCAUCACACAAAUGGAAGCAAGGUUGUUAGCCCCGUCAGGGUCAUUUAUGUGUGGGUGAGGGCUGAGCUUAACCGGACAUUGGGAGAGCAUCCGAAGACUGAACUUACUACAUACUAAUUUUCAAUUACCUUUCUGAAGAAAUAGAAAGUUACACAUUGAAUCAGUGCAGUCAUUUCAUAACAAUAGCAGAGAAAGGUAAGAGCUAAUGUUUCAUAUACAAGAAAGAGUUUAUAACACACACUUGCUGUCAGGAUUAUGCUGGAAUUUUCAUGUCUAUGACAUACUUACAACAUAUACAACAAGCGACUGAUGUGUAUUUUUAAUUGUUAAGCAAAGUUAAACCCUGCUGCCAGUAAUUACUAAGGAGAUUAAGUCCCAGGACUUGGAUAGAUAUAUAUCCUUGAACUUAUAUAAUGAAAUGAUACAAUGGCUCCUUAUUAAAACUAAUAGUUGGAUAAUAUAAACUUGAGCUAUUUAUGCAUUUUGUUUCAUUGGAAAUCCUCUCAAGUCGUCCUACACUUUUGGGUUUUUGCUGUACUUUGAAGUCUGUUUUAAAAAAGCAGAUACAGCUCUGCUUCAUGAGAAUUCUGGAUUAACAUGUUUGUUCAUUUCAUCCUUUAGUUGAAGACACCGAAGACUUCCCCUUGUUCACCCCCACCUCACAAAACAUGGGAGGGGGGGCAACAAAGACCAGUGGUGUUUUGAGGUAGUUUUCUUAUUCUUCCCCAACUAAUCUUUUGUCCUCAUUAAUGUCCCCACCACAUGCUACUGUACCUGUGGCCCAAAGGAAGCCAGGCCAUUUGUUCUUCACUGUCACCAAUGUAGUGUGUAUCAGAAACAAACAUUUGAGAUUUUUUCUCGUUUAAAUAAAAGUCCUCUACUGAGUUCUUUUGGGCCAUAUAUUUUAGAUGUUUGCUAGUAGCGUUGUACUGUCAGUGGGUCAGAGCUGGCACACAGAGUCCCAGUUCUUGGCUAUAAUGCAAAACAUAUUGGCAUCAGGCGUUGGCAGGCUGCAGACCCCAGCACAGGAAUGUGAGUUAAAAUCAAGUUGUGCUGGGAUUGGGUACAGUAAACUGUAUGCACAGAAUUGUUAUAAUAGAGAGCAGGCAGAGCUGCUGAUCUAGGAUGUCCUCCUUUUGAAGAAAGCCGAGAAGGAAACACAAACACCUCAGUGCAGUGUACAAAUAAACAUUUUGUUCAACUACCUCUUAAAGUGGAAUUAGCUAGUUUAAUAGUUUCCUUAUGGUAAUAUUAAAAGCAACUGCCAAAUUUAUGUUUUCAUCCCUCUUAAAAUGUCUUUAUGAUUAUUUUAUAUAGUUUUGAGGUCUCUAUGGCGACUUUUUUACUCUUACAUUUGCAUAAGAUGUUUAGCCUAAGGUGGAAGGCAAAUGACCGUUGUAUAUUUUAUAUUUGUGACCUGUUUAAUUCUAGCAGUUUUUUUAAAUGCACUUUGGCUAUGAAAACCAUGGCUAACUUAUCUAUAAGAUUUCAAUGUGCCAUCAAUUUAGUAUUCCUAGACAUAAGCUUGAUGAAUGAUCUUUUCUGAUUAUGCUGUGCCACAUAUUGUUGUGUCUUAAUGCCCUUUGCCUGAAUUUUAAUGAUCAGAUCAUUAUUGUUGCACAUGUGAAUACUGUGUAUAAACUUCCUGAAUUUAUGUAAAAUUGUAUAAAGUAGGAUUGAAAAACCACUGUGUUCUUUCUGUAAGAAGUAAUGAACUUACUGUAACAUGGUCCAGCCACAAGUCUGACAGUCUAGGCUGGCUUCUCUGAAUUGGAUCACAUGUCCACAGCCUUUGUCCAUACUUUUGCAUGAGUAAUUUCUCCUUAGUUUGUGGCUUCAUUCUGUUACUGUGUUUACUACUUGUGAUCAUGUAGUUGUGCCUUAUUUUCUGAAAGAGUUUGGCUCAGUAAACACUGUAAUUUCUAAUCCCAGUGAUUAGAAAGUUACUGAUUAUAACUAUGACUGGUGUAUUAUAAGACAGCAUUUAAAUCUGUAUAAAGAAUAAUGGAAGGAUCCUUAUCGAAUUGCCACUUCUGUUUUUUAAUAUGUUACAGAUGAUAUUAAAGACCAUUUCUAUCUAGUUAGAUGUUAUCCUAUGAUUAUGAUUGUUUUGCUUGCUUUAAAAGAGAACAUGCUCUUAGCUGGUUUUUACAAAUUCACCAAAUAUUAGGACUUUGCACCUGGAUACAGAGAGUGGCCACGUUUUAAUGUUGUCUAAAUUAAGAUACAAAUGAAGUUUGUGAUCUCAAGAGAAUUCGUUGAUGUCAUUUUGGUUGAGAAGUUCCCUCUAUAUCUUUCAGACUAACUUGUGGAGAAUUAACAAAGCCAAAAAGAAAUUAAAAAAAAAUUUAAUCCCUCC
This is a messenger RNA of Onychomys torridus (southern grasshopper mouse), 7991 nucleotides long. It is a transcript of the gene Eea1, whose product is annotated as early endosome antigen 1. Lineage: Eukaryota; Metazoa; Chordata; Mammalia; Rodentia; Cricetidae. The transcript has 29 exons. Gene Ontology annotation, biological process: endocytosis. Bases 244 to 4479 code for a protein of 1411 amino acids. The record is from RefSeq and is a predicted model, not a curated record. Gene Ontology annotation, molecular function: 1-phosphatidylinositol binding; metal ion binding. Gene Ontology annotation, cellular component: early endosome.